Phodopus roborovskii (desert hamster) is the source of this 2604-nucleotide messenger RNA. It is a transcript of the gene Mettl14, whose product is annotated as methyltransferase 14, N6-adenosine-methyltransferase subunit. The record is from RefSeq and is a predicted model, not a curated record. The transcript is spliced from 11 exons. Gene Ontology annotation, cellular component: nucleus; RNA N6-methyladenosine methyltransferase complex. Gene Ontology annotation, molecular function: mRNA binding. The coding region runs from base 147 to 1517 and encodes 456 amino acids. Lineage: Eukaryota; Metazoa; Chordata; Mammalia; Rodentia; Cricetidae.
GAAAUCCUUUCUGAGGGACGUGAACGCCUGCCUGUCAGGAGCUCUGCGAGGCUCUGUGUUUCCUGGUUCGGGAGGAGGGUUAGUGUUUGAGCGAGCGGGCGCCUGGCGUGUCGGGGCGGUGAGAAGCAGGAGCCGGGCGCUGGGGCAUGGACAGCCGCUUGCAGGAGAUCCGGGAGCGGCAGAAGUUGCGGCGGCAGCUCCUAGCUCAGCAGCUGGGAGCUGAAAGCGCGGAUAGCAUUGGUGCUGUGUUAAAUAGCAAAGAUGAGCAGAGGGAAAUUGCUGAGACACGAGAAAAUUGCAGGGCUUCCUAUGAUACAGCUGCUCCAAAUUCAAAACGGAAGUGCCUGGAUGAAGGCGAUACAGAUGAAGACAAAAUAGAAGAAUAUAAGGAUGAACUAGAAUUGCAACAGGAGGAAGAAAAUUUGCCAUAUGAAGAAGAGAUUUACAAAGAUUCCAGUACCUUUCUUAAGGGAACGCAGAGCUUAAAUCCCCAUAAUGAUUACUGCCAACAUUUUGUAGACACUGGACAUAGACCUCAGAAUUUCAUCAGGGAUGUAGGUUUAGCUGACAGAUUUGAAGAAUAUCCUAAACUUAGGGAACUCAUCAGACUAAAGGAUGAGUUAAUAGCUAAGUCAAAUACUCCUCCAAUGUACUUACAAGCAGACAUAGAAGCCUUUGACAUCAGAGAAUUGACACCCAAAUUUGAUGUUAUUCUUCUGGAACCUCCUCUGGAAGAAUACUAUAGAGAGACUGGCAUCACCGCGAAUGAGAAGUGCUGGACAUGGGAUGAUAUUAUGAAGUUAGAAAUUGAUGAGAUCGCAGCACCUCGGUCAUUUAUAUUCCUCUGGUGUGGCUCGGGGGAAGGACUGGACCUUGGAAGAGUAUGUUUACGAAAGUGGGGUUACAGAAGAUGUGAAGAUAUUUGUUGGAUUAAAACCAAUAAAAACAAUCCUGGCAAGACGAAGACUCUAGAUCCAAAGGCAGUUUUUCAGAGAACGAAGGAACACUGCCUCAUGGGGAUCAAAGGAACUGUGAAGAGGAGCACAGAUGGGGACUUUAUUCAUGCUAAUGUUGACAUUGACUUAAUAAUCACAGAAGAACCUGAAAUUGGCAAUAUAGAAAAACCUGUAGAAAUUUUUCAUAUAAUAGAGCAUUUUUGUCUUGGAAGACGACGUCUUCAUCUGUUUGGAAGAGAUAGUACUAUCAGGCCAGGCUGGCUCACCGUUGGACCAACACUUACAAAUAGUAACUACAAUGCAGAAACAUAUGCAUCCUAUUUCAGUGCCCCCAAUUCGUACUUGACCGGAUGUACAGAGGAAAUCGAGAGGCUUAGACCAAAGUCACCUCCUCCAAAGUCCAAGUCUGACCGUGGUGGUGGAGCUCCCAGAGGUGGCGGGAGAGGGGGAACCUCUGCUGGCCGUGGUCGAGAAAGAAAUCGAUCGAAUUUCCGAGGAGAAAGAGGUGGCUUUAGGGGAGGUCGUGGAGGCACACACAGAGGUGGCUUUCCGCCUCGGUAACUUAAAGACACCUAACAAUGUCCCCUCUGGCUUCUAUGGUGGAGACUUACUUUAGAACUCACUCCCAGCUUGCACUUUGCUUUAGUGCUGCCAGAAAGACCUUAGCUGCCCCUACCCCAUCCCACCCUAGGUCCCUGCAGUUGUCACAGGGACUGCAAUUCUGCUCAGGGUAGAUGAGUCACGUGCAUGCAGUAGGACAGAAUGGAACACUCACACUGACGUGACUGAUUUCAACUGAGGCUGUGGCUUCUUGGAAACAGGUGAGCAUUGGCUUCCGCAUCUCAGGAGCAUGGCAGGAGCCGGGGCUCUUUCCCUUGCCAUGGCUUCCACAGCAACUGGAGACUGGGAACCUGGGUAGAACAGGCUUGGGACAGGUGGUGAGCCUCUCUGGGGCCUUUAACAUUUCUCACUGAAACACUAAGAAGAUGUAGAUCAUUUCCCCUUUACUUUUAAAUCCUAAAAUCACUUGACGUAUCAUUUGAGGACUAAAGACUGAGAGAUGAAAUGAAACCACUUUCUUCCAGAUCAGGGUCUGAGGGGUGCUGGAGCCCUCGGGAUAGGUAAAGGAAGAGGUAAAACUCAGUAGAUUUAAAAACCAAAGCAAAAGCUUAUCAUAAUGUAAAUUGUGCAGCCACAGAUGACUCAUAAUCAUGCUUCCGAAGAAGCAAAAGGAGGGCUGUGGUGUGGACUUGAUCUUGGAUUGGCCUUCUAAGACGAUUCAUGUUUCUUAACAAAGGUGAAAACAGAUUUGCUGGGGAAGGGUUGGUUUAAACAUUUUUGAGUAAAUGCUUGGUGAGGAGGAAAUGACAGACAUCUUUAAAGUUGCUAUGUAAAAGCAAUUACAGAAAACCCUCAAGAAUACAGCUUGGAAGAAGGAACUGCAGUUGCCGUUUAGAAAACCAUGUGGUGCAUUUGUCUCCACGAGACUGUUGUUGGCUUGGAAAGCUUCAUGCUGUUGCAUUUCUACACCUUAACUCAUGUUUGAAUGGAUAUGGAUAUGCUGGAUGAGAUAAUACCAUUAUUGCUCUUGGUAACUCCUUUUUUUAUUUUGCUAUAACUUUUCUAAUAAAACUUUAAAACUUGGAAA